Prorocentrum cordatum is the source of this 1311-nucleotide messenger RNA. NCBI's taxonomy places the organism in Eukaryota, Dinophyceae, Prorocentrales, Prorocentraceae. The record is from the annotation of a GenBank genome assembly.
GGCUCGAGGAUGGUCGCCCCGCGGGCCGAGACCCCCCCCCAGCCUGGCGCCUGUGGCAUGCCGCAGAUCCUCUGGGGCAUCGGCUGCCUGCGGACCCGCGACCGGGCGAGCGGCGCCGCGGUGGUGGAGGAGUUCCGGCAGGCUGUCUUGCCGCUCUCGCGGCAGCUGAGGGGCGCCGCCGACAACGUCACGCCCCGCGUGGAGCUCUUCCGCCUGGUGCCGAUCACGGACCUGUCGGGCGAGCUGAAAGGCGACGACCAGGUGCUCUGCCGGCUACCCGACUCGACCUUUGACUGCGCGGCGAUCGAGGACAUCUGCCAACGGUGCGACGACGCCGAGGUGCUUGCUGAGCGGGUUCGAGAAUCCUUGAUGACUUCCUCGCGUAGGCCCGAGACCCUGGACGAGCGGACGUCGAUAACAACGCCCAGUGCAGGCACCCCUCCGUCCACUGGGCGAGGGGGCCUGAUCAGCCUGGAGAUGGGGAGGCAGACCUCGCGCAGCGGAGCUUCUCCACUGUCGUCUCCGCGCGGCGGCGGCUCGGCGAGGUCUGCGGCUGGCGGCUCGGCGAGGGAGGCGUCGCUGCAGCACCUGCGCGACGAGAACGGGGCGCUGCAGCGGAGACUCUGGCAGAGCGAGGUCCUCCAGAAGGAGCUGAAGGAGGCCCACGCCGCCCUGCAGGCCGACUUGGAGCGCCUGAGGCAAUCGCUGCCAGCUAACAUGCAGGCCAGCGCCACGGACGACAAAGAGAGAGGUGGUGGCAGCGCAGUUACCAUCGCGAUGCCGGCGAGUGCGGUCAGGCUGCCCCUGGCGUGCUUCGGGGGCGGCGCGGACACCGCGGCCGGGGGUGCGGACGGCGCCCUGGCCGAGGGCAAGUCGCCGCCAGAGGCCGCCGCGGUGCCAUCCAGGAGGCCGCGGUGGUUCUGAGCCCGAGUGCCAAGCCGCUGGCGCGCGCUCGCGCGCGGCCUUCUGCGACGCGGCGACGCGCCGAGCGGCCGAAGCCACAAGGUGGGCGCAGCUGCCGCCUCAAGCCGCAGCGGUGCCCGCCGGCACGCCACAGCUGUUCUGAGCCGCAGUGCCGAGCCGUCGGCGAUCGCGCGCGGCCCUCUUUCGUGACAAACGUGAUGCCAAACAGACAUGGAGAUGGGGGAUGUGACUCAAACUGGUCAUAUCCCGCCCGCUUUCGCGAUCCGAUGCUGGCUGAUCCUGCCUUCGGGCCAACGUUUGGGACCUGCCUGCGCGGACACGCGGCCCGGCGCAGCCGGGGCCCCGCCGCGGCGCGCGGGGGCCCCGUCGGAGCGCGGCGCGCCGGAA